GGAACAAUCUUGAAACAAACUCUCUAAACACUCAAUCACACAAGUGUUUUCCUCUCAAUCUCUGAGCAAGCACUUUUCCAACAGUUGUGCUUCUCAAUAUAGUUCCUCAAAUCCAACUUUCACAACCUUUCUCAAUACUUAAUCUUGAUUUCCACACUUGAGUUAUCUCUUCUAAUAUAGUGUUUCUCUUGUUUCAUCUGCAUUUUUCUCUGCACUAACCAGUGGAGUGAAGUUGUCAUUUUAUAGAUCAAUGACUGAAAUAACACUUAAGUUAAUGGGGUUGUUAUGACAGUUGUGAACCAAACAAUCCACUAAUAGAAUUAGUUGAGAUUUGAAGAAACUACUCCCACACAUGUCAAUUGCUCCACAUUAAUUUCCUCCUCAUUUUAUAUUUCACGUUUUCUAAUCUAUGUUUAGCAGGUGAAUCCUCUUGUAACCUCUAGGUCACCGCCUGCCUUUUGUGCCAAUUCUCUCGAAUGCAGGUUCAUAUAUUUAGAAAGAUACUUUUCAGCGCACUAGUUAUAGUUUCAUAAUUCUGGUCGUCAUUAUUGUGGCCACCAGAUCACUGCAAGCAAGCAUAACUACAGAUUCCAUUAGGCGCAUUUGCUCAGAUAUGGUGAUAGCGGCUCAUGCUGAUAGGAUACAUGCUACAGAUGUCAAUGAACAAAAAGGGAUGGUGUUAUCUCGCAGAGUAGAGGCAUUAUCUUCUGAUGAGAAUGUUACCAUGUUGAGCAAAGAUACAGCUUCCCCAGAUGGAAAUCAUAAGUGGAUCCCUAAUGCAAAAGUCUAUAUGGAGCAGGAGAAGAUUGUCUUGACAAGCUUUCGAGAUUUUCUUAAGAAGAUUAUCUCUUGCAAACAUGAAACCUGGGGCUUCGACAGGGGAUCGAUGUGACCAUGUAGGCAGCCGAUAAUAAAAAGAGGCAAACUGAACCGUUGAAUCUAAGAAGCACAACGUUUCUGUAAAAAAAAAUCUCCAAUUUAAUAACAAUGAAUGGAC
This is a messenger RNA of Humulus lupulus (European hop), 997 nucleotides long. RefSeq names its product protein tesmin/TSO1-like CXC 6. Bases 614 to 892 code for a protein of 92 amino acids. The transcript is spliced from 3 exons. NCBI's taxonomy places the organism in Eukaryota, Viridiplantae, Streptophyta, Magnoliopsida, Rosales, Cannabaceae. The record is from RefSeq and is a predicted model, not a curated record.